AUGACAACUAUUCGUUGUCGGUUCUAUGAGAAUCACUUUCCUGACGUCGAGGAGACUGUGGUGGUGAACGUGCGACAAAUAGCCGACAUGGGUGCUUAUGUGAGCCUUUCUGAAUACAACGGGAAAGAGGGUAUGAUACUGUUGUCAGAAUUAUCUCGCCGACGUAUCCGGUCGGUGAACAAGUUGAUACGAGUAGGACGUAGUGAGUGCGUUGUCGUUAUUAGAGUUGACAAAGAUAAAGGAUAUAUCGAUCUAUCAAAACGGCGAGUGUAUUCGAAAGACCUAAUUCUUUGCGAGGAGCGAUUUGCCAAAGCGAAGGCAAUCAACAGCAUUUUACGACAUGUUGCUGAACAACUUGGCUAUGACAAAGACGAACAGCUGGAGGAUCUAUACAUGAGAACAGCUUGGUAUUUUGACAGAAGAGAGAAGAAGAAAGCAGCUGCUUAUGAUGUUUUCAAAAGGGCUAUUUCGGAUCCUCAUGUACUCGAUGAAUGCGAUAUUUCACCUGAAGUUAGGGAAGCUCUGCUGGAAGAUAUUAGGAAAAAACUUACUCCUCAAGCAGUGAAGAUUCGUGCAGACAUUGAAGUCUCAUGCUUUUCCUAUGAAGGUAUAGAUGCAAUCAAAACCGCAUUAAUAGCUGGGAAAAACUGUUCUACGUCUGCGAUGCCAAUCAAGAUCAACCUCAUCGCAGCUCCUCACUUCGUCGUUACUACGCAGACACUUGAUAGAGAACAUGGGCUUACCGCCGUUAAUGCAGCUCUCAACGUUGUGAAAGAAACCAUAGAAAAAUAUGGUGGAAAGUUUUCCAUUAAAGAGGAAGCAAGAGUCGUUACCGAUGUGGAUGACAACGAUAUCAAAAAGAAACUGGAAUUGGCCGAAAUCGAAGAAGAAGGUUCUGAGGAGGAAGAUGAAGACGAGACUGAGGAUGAAGACGAUGAUGGACUGGUUGCACCUAAAGGCUUGGAUCAACAAAUGGACGCCGAAGAGGCAAGUCGUGAAGCGAGGAAGAGAGAGCAAAAGACGGAAAAAGAAGAAGAAAAAAGGAAUGGUCAAGGAGAUAGUACUGAUGAGAGCGACUGA
This is a messenger RNA of Angiostrongylus costaricensis, 1080 nucleotides long. The record is from the annotation of a GenBank genome assembly. NCBI's taxonomy places the organism in Eukaryota, Metazoa, Nematoda, Chromadorea, Rhabditida, Metastrongylidae.